Molecule: messenger RNA, 1901 nt
Organism: Aptenodytes forsteri (emperor penguin)
Lineage: Eukaryota; Metazoa; Chordata; Aves; Sphenisciformes; Spheniscidae
Product: thaicobrin
Exons: 3
Coding region: 294-872 (192 amino acids)
Molecular function (GO): protein binding
Source: RefSeq, a predicted model, not a curated record
CCCACAGAGAGGCGAAGGUGCCGGACUCCCAGCUGUGCUCUCCAGGCCAUCCAGCCCCUCUGGACUUUGAUCUGCUCACUUAAACAAGCUGGAAAUGCUGUGCAAGCCCAGUCCAGCCAUGAGCUGAUGAGGAGGUCAGGGGAGUGGAAAGCAGACUGAAGACCUUCAGACCCAUCCAAAACCUCCUUUCCUGGAGUCAGCCUGCAGGCAGUGUCUGUCUCGCAAUUUCCACUUUCAACAGGGAAUCCUGCCUCCCCUCCUGCUGAUUUUCUGCGAACGUGCUGGUAUCCAGGAUGGAGAGAGAAGAGAGGGAGACCCUGGCCAAUGAGGUGGAGGAGAUGAGUGGAAGAGCUGACGUGACCCUGGACCCAGACACCGCCAACCCCUUCCUCAUCUUGGCUGGCGACCAGAGAGGCGUGGGACGGGGGGAUGAGUGGACCUCGCUGCCCAACAACCCCGAGCGGUUCGACACAGAGCCGUGUGUGCUGGGCAGCCAGGGCUUUGCCACAGGGAGGCACUGCUGGGAGGUGGAGGUGGCUGACGGGGGGGACUGGUGGGCUGUGGGGGUGGCUCAGGAGUCUGUCAGGAGGAAGGGGGUCCUCAGUUUUACCCCCCAGGAGGGGAUCUGGGCUGUGGGGCAGUGGUUUGGACAAUACCACGCUUUCACCGACCCUGACUGGACCCCCCUGCGCCUUGCCUGCCUCCCCAGGGCCAUCCAGGUCUGCCUGGACUUUACAGACAGGCAUGUGGCAUUUGCUGAUGCUGAAAACAAAGCCCCGAUCUUUGCUUUCUGCCUGGCUUCAUGUCCCGGGGAGAGGCUACGCCCAUGGCUCUGGGUGGGGAUGGACUCGUGGCUCAAGCUGUGCCCCUGACAGAGAGGCAGCGUGGGUGGCAGGGGGGAAACUGGAAAGGCAAACACCAUCAUCUUGGGUCUUGGUGCUGGGCUCUGGGAGGGUCCUGCGUCCUGCCGGCUUCUCCUCCCAUGGUUCCUCUGGCCACCAAGCGGGAGGACUGGCAGGUCUUGGAGAAGGAUGAGCCUCCUUCAGAGCCUCCUUCAUCCCCUCCACCCCACAGCUGGGACUGCAGAGACAACAGGGAGCACAGAGAUUCGGUGCAUGAAGGAGCCUGGUGCCAGGUGGCCCCAGGGCAGAGAAGUGGCGCUGAGUGCCCGGGCCCUGCAGAGCUGCUCUGUACAAGGCCCUGAAAAAUACAGCACGUUCAAACUCCUUAAAAGGUGCUGGAGUAGUGUCUCUGGCUUUUUUCAAUUAAGCUUAAUGAUUAAGUUAAAAAAAAAAACAAAACAAACAAACAUAGCUGGAUGCUGGACCUCAUGAUAACACUUAUCUUCUCCAUACAUCCAAAGCCUCUCCUUGCCUUAUUUCCAGUUCUCACUGACAUGUGCAUUAAGCAAAUUUCUUACAGCAGAGCACUAGUAAAAGUUAUAGGGACAGCCAAGGAAGGCAAGCAAGAAAUUGAGAAGUGUCUGAAGUCCACAGGCAAGCCAAUUCCCACAGAUCUGCCGUCUCUGAUCUCCCCCCAUCAAGGACUCCUUUUCCUCACAAAGAAUAGACUAGACUAGACUAGUUCAGUUGGAAGGGACCUACAAUGAUCAGCUAGUCCAGCUGCCUGACCACUUCAGGGCUGACCAAAAUUUAAAGCUUGUUAAUAAGGGCAUUGUCCAAACACCUCUCAAACACUGAGAGGCAUGGGGCAUCAACCACCUCUCGAGGAAGCCUGUUCCAGUGUUUGAACACCCUCUUGGUAAUGUCAAGUCUGAACCUCCCCUGUCACAGCUUUGAACCGUUCCCAUGAAUCCUGUCCCUGGAUCCCAGGAAGAGAUCAGCACCUCCCUCUCCACGUCCCCUCCUCAGGAAGCUGCAGAGAGCAACGAGGUCGCCCCU